Messenger RNA from Linnemannia hyalina, 417 nucleotides. The record is from the annotation of a GenBank genome assembly. NCBI's taxonomy places the organism in Eukaryota, Fungi, Mortierellomycota, Mortierellomycetes, Mortierellales, Mortierellaceae.
AUGCUCGAUCUCAUUGGUUGGUCUUCCCUCCCCGCAGGUCUCCUCCCUAAGUGGCUUUGGAUCGUCGGUGUCACCUCCUUCCUCAACACCUUCCAGGCCUUUGCUACCCUCUCCGCCACCAAACGCAUCUACGCCAACAAGCAGCACGAAGUCACCGGUCUCUCGGGCCGCACCUUCGGUGUCUGGACCCUCCUCAGUUCCGUCAUCCGUCUCUUCGGCGCCUACAACCUCCACAUCGCUCCCAUGUACCAAAUCACCAUCUGCACCUUCGGCAUUGCCUGGCUCCACUUCAUGUCCGAGCUCUUUGUCUUCCGCACCGCAAAGAUUACUGGACCCUUCCUCGCCCCCUGCGUCGUCGCCACCUCCUCUUUGAUCUGGAUGGUUUCGCAGUACAGCUACUACGUCAAGCAGUACUAA